Messenger RNA from Octodon degus (degu), 4175 nucleotides. It is a transcript of the gene Rps6ka2, whose product is annotated as ribosomal protein S6 kinase A2. The transcript has 21 exons. Gene Ontology annotation, biological process: intracellular signal transduction; protein phosphorylation. The record is from RefSeq and is a predicted model, not a curated record. Gene Ontology annotation, molecular function: ATP binding; ribosomal protein S6 kinase activity; magnesium ion binding. Lineage: Eukaryota; Metazoa; Chordata; Mammalia; Rodentia; Octodontidae. Bases 244 to 2445 code for a protein of 733 amino acids.
GGCGGAGCGAGCUGUCUGAGCUAGUCCUCCGGCGGGAGGCGGAGGCGCGGUGGGAGUGAUCCCUGGGCCGGGCCGCAGUGGCCGGCGCGGCCUGCCCUUUGUGCCCGCUGCCUGCAUCCGCGAUCGGGACAGCCGCGCCGGGCUCCCGGCCGCGCGCCCGCCUGCGCACCACUCCCGCGCCUGGGAUGCGCCGGGAAUGCGCGCCCGCCAGCCCUACGGCUGCUCGCGGCUGGGCGCGAGGUGAUGGAUCUGGGCAUGAAGAAGUUCACGGUGCGCAGGUUCUUUUCCGUCUACCUGCGCAAGAAAUCGCGCUCCAAGAGCUCCAGCCUGAGCCGGCUCGAGGAAGAAGGCAUUGUGAAGGAAAUCGACAUUAGUCAUCAUGUAAAGGAGGGAUUUGAGAAGGCAGACCCCUCCCAGUUUGAGCUGUUGAAGGUUUUAGGACAAGGAUCCUAUGGAAAGGUGUUCCUGGUGAGGAAGGUCACAGGGUCUGACGCUGGACAGCUCUACGCCAUGAAGGUUCUUAAGAAAGCCACCCUGAAAGUCCGAGACCGAGUCAGAUCAAAGAUGGAGAGAGACAUCUUGGCCGAAGUAAAUCACCCUUUCAUUGUCAAGCUGCAUUAUGCCUUUCAGACGGAAGGAAAACUCUACCUGAUCCUGGACUUCCUGCGUGGUGGAGACCUCUUCACCAGGUUGUCCAAGGAGGUUAUGUUCACUGAGGAGGAUGUCAAGUUCUACCUGGCAGAACUGGCCCUGGCUCUGGACCACCUGCAUGGCCUGGGGAUCAUCUACAGGGAUCUGAAGCCUGAGAACAUCCUGCUGGACGAAGAGGGGCACAUCAAGAUCACAGAUUUCGGCCUGAGCAAGGAGGCUAUCGACCAUGACAAGAGAGCCUACUCGUUCUGCGGGACCAUAGAGUACAUGGCGCCUGAGGUGGUGAAUCGGCGUGGACACACACAGAGCGCUGACUGGUGGUCCUUUGGAGUGCUGAUGUUCGAGAUGCUCACUGGCUCCCUGCCGUUCCAGGGGAAGGACCGGAAGGAGACCAUGGCCCUCAUCCUGAAAGCCAAGCUGGGGAUGCCGCAGUUCCUCAGCAUGGAGGCCCAGAGCUUGCUGAGAGCCCUCUUCAAGAGGAACCCCUGCAACCGACUGGGUGCUGGCAUUGAUGGAGUGGAAGAAAUUAAGCGUCACCCUUUCUUUGUUACUAUCGAUUGGAAUAAGCUAUACCGGAAGGAGAUCAAGCCUCCCUUCAAGCCCGCAGUGGGCAGGCCAGAGGACACUUUCCACUUUGAUCCAGAGUUCACCGCACGGACACCCACAGACUCUCCUGGUGUUCCCCCAAGUGCCAACGCACAUCAUCUGUUCAGAGGAUUCAGUUUUGUGGCCUCCAGCCUGGUCCAGGAACCCUUGCAGCAAGACUUGAACAAGGCUCCUGUUCACCCGAUUGUGCAGCAGCUACACGGGAACAAUAUCCACUUCACUGAUGGCUAUGAGAUCAAGGAGGACAUUGGGGUGGGCUCCUACUCGGUAUGCAAGCGAUGUGUGCACAAAGCCACCGAUGCUGAGUAUGCUGUGAAGAUCAUCGAUAAGAGUAAAAGAGAUCCCUCAGAAGAGAUCGAGAUCCUCCUGCGGUACGGCCAGCACCCCAACAUCAUCACCCUCAAAGAUGUGUAUGACGACGGCAAGUACGUGUACCUGGUGAUGGAGCUGAUGCGUGGCGGGGAGCUUCUGGACCGCAUCCUCCGGCAGCGGUGCUUCUCAGAGCGCGAGGCCAGCGAUGUGCUGUGCACCAUCACCAAGACCAUGGACUAUCUGCAUUCCCAGGGGGUUGUACACCGGGACCUGAAACCCAGUAACAUUCUGUACAUGGAUGAGUCUGGAAACCCUGAAUCCAUCCGCAUCUGUGACUUUGGCUUCGCCAAACAGCUGCGUGCUGAGAACGGGCUGCUGAUGACCCCCUGCUAUACAGCCAACUUUGUGGCCCCUGAGGUCCUGAAGCGACAAGGCUAUGACGCGGCAUGUGACGUCUGGAGCUUGGGAAUCCUGUUGUACACCAUGCUGGCAGGGUUUACUCCUUUUGCCAAUGGCCCCGAUGACACUCCUGAGGAGAUCUUGGCAAGGAUUGGCAGCGGGAAGUACGCCCUCUCUGGGGGGAACUGGGACUCCAUAUCCGAUGCUGCAAAAGACGUUGUGUCCAAGAUGCUGCAUGUGGACCCGCAGCAGCGCCUGACAGCUGUGCAAGUGCUGAAGCACCCAUGGAUUGUCAACAGAGAACUUCUGUCCCAGAGCCAGCUGAGCAGACAAGACGUCCACCUAGUGAAGGGUGCAAUGGCAGCCACCUACUUUGCUCUAAACAGGACACCACAGGCCCCACGGCUGGAGCCUGUGCUGUCAUCCAGCCUGGCCCAGCGCAGAGGCAUGAAAAGACUCACGUCUACAAGGUUGUAGCGGUCAGCAGCACCUGGACACCAGCCCCCGCUGUCCUGCCUGGUGCCCUCACAGGCUCCCAGGCAUUGGAUAUGGCCCCGCUCACAGGCACCAGAAGUGACCACAAGUCCAACCCAAAGGCAGAACUGGCCUUCACUGUCUCUGUGUUUCCUUCUUGGCCCCAAGAGGGUCCUGUGGUGAUCCUCAGAGUCUCGCUGUACUGGACUUGCCGCCUGUUCUCUCCCUCACUCCCAAGCAAACCAAAUGAAUGCCAUCACCUCGCACCACCCCAUGUGGAACCUGGGUCACUCCCAGGGUCCUGGUCUGUCCAUUUCAUGGUGUGUAGUUAUAAAGAGAGGUUCUUUCCAGCUCUGAAGCCAGUAAUGUGGUCAGAUGCCCAACACCGGUGUUCUUAUUACUACACGGAAAAGGAUGUCAGUGUUGGAGCCUGUCAGGUGACUGCAAAGCCCCUCUGAGGGGCUGAAGGCAUCUGGACCUCUCAGGGUCUUGGUGUCUUGAUAGCCACAUGACUGGAGUGGCAUAGGAGCAUCCAGGUUAGAGGCCUGGUCCUGCCCCAAAUCGUCCAAAGAACCAUUCUCUCUUGAGGUAGGCAUUGACUGCUCUCUCCUUCGCUGCUGAGCUGUGAGGGCCGAGGGCCCAUGCAGGAGGCUGUGGGCUGGGUCUGUACUUCACAGUUCCAUCUCACCAGGGUCUGGACAGAGCGCUGUGAAGGAAAGGAGUCGAGGGGAACCAGCACCACUCUGUCUAGGUUGUCCCUGCAAAGGCUCCCUGAUGUCUCCAGCUCACUGGUGACAGAGACAGCAGAACCUCUCUGGGUCUGCACAGGACUCAAGGCAAGUGUUUUGCUAUGUUCACUCCCUUCAUCACUCUGGUCUGCAGAGAAGCUAUGAAGGGCAGAACACGGAGCAUUGCCACCUCCCCCAUCCCUACCUCUGAGGUCUGGGGAAAGGAGGAGUCAUUAGUCCUAACACUCACUCAUGGAGGCAGGAAGGCCAGGAGCGCCACCAACAGCAGAGAUGCACUUUGUAGAAGCUGUGGUUUAUGUUGUGUUUUGUGUUUCUGUUGCACAGAUCUAUUUUUAAAUCAGCAUUUCCUUUACCCUGGUGUGGUGUGUGCACACAAAUGUGUUACUUGUGAAGGAGAAUGGGGUGAGAACCUUCCUGUGCGGGAGGCUCAGCCAAGUUCUCAAGGACGUGUGUGUUCCCCAGCCUUCCUCAGGAAUCCUGAGGAUGCCCCUGGCAGAGCUAAGCCAGGGGUCCCUGACCAAACGGAACAGGGAACACUAUCACCUGGGGCUCAUGGCCCCUGCUCCUGGUACCACUGAGGAAUCACCCCCUGCACACCCAGCAGUGACUGAGAGGUCCCCUUGGGCCACACCGAGAUUGCACUCAGAAGACCACGGAUGAUCCAUCAUUUUCCUUCCAUCUUGAUUUGCUCUGGAACCCAACACCACAACCCCCAAAAGCACUACAUUCUGGAAAAUAACUCAGCUUGGUUUGUUUUCAGACCUUAAAAUACAAACUUAUUUCAUAAGCUUUAAUUAUUCCGCGAGACGGUGUUUUAGAGCGAUCUACAGAAAACGAAGAAGUGAGGGACAGAUUAUGUCCCAGUCUUCAGAUGGCCUAUUGGGCACUGUUCAUAUUUUCUCAGUGGAAAGUGCUUUUUGCCAGGGCUAAAGUGAUUUUCCCAGUCACUUUAAGAUUUAGAUCUGAAUUGUUUCCACUCUUAUU